Molecule: messenger RNA, 1017 nt
Organism: Clonostachys rhizophaga
Lineage: Eukaryota; Fungi; Ascomycota; Sordariomycetes; Hypocreales; Bionectriaceae
Source: the annotation of a GenBank genome assembly
AUGGCGCCAGCAAACAACGCACACACCCGCUCGCACUCACUCCUCUUAUUGCAAAAGCUACUGAACCUCCGCGAUGGCGCCAGUCCGCUCACCCUCAUCCUCGACAGUCUAGAGGGAACAGCACAGCCUCUCAUUUCCGAAUUUUUCUCUAGAGCAAAGAUCUCCAAAGCCAAAGUCAUAUUCCUCUCCUUCACAACUCUGAAGAAACCCCGUGAUGCCGAUGUAUUUGUCAAGGCUGCCGGCAAGGAACUCAAAAACGUGAGAGCAGAGCUGGUAUCGCAUUACCCUCCGUUCGAUCCAAGCACACAAAAGGACAAGCCAACGCAGCGUGCCAUCGUCGUUAUAGACUCUCUGAAUUCUCUGGCCUCCUCGGCGCCUCAUGCCAUAGCCAGCUUUCUCUCCAGCGUCCUCACUCCGGCGGUCUCUCUAGUACCCGUCUAUCACACAGAUGUGCCCGUCAUCCUCCCUCCUACGUGGAAUGAGUACGAGCCACAUCCUUUUACCGUUCUAUGUCAUCUAGCCACUGCCAUUCUACGUCUCUCAAGUCUGCAACAGGAGAUCGAAAGGCAAAAGGCGAGGAACAGAAGCCUUGUCGAGCCCGAGUGGGGUCUCAAGGAGGAUCGAGAGGGCGUACUCAUUGGUCUCACGGACCCCGGUAAAGACGCCGACAGGCACGGCGUCGUUAUUGAUAUGGAUCUACGGCGCAGGAGCGGAAGAACCGUAUCAGAGAAAUUCAUCCUCGUGCCUGCACCCUCGGGCGCGGGGCCUGGAAAGGUAUUUCUACUGGCUGACCACACCAUGUUCAAAUCGCCCGAGGACUCUCGAGGCGGCGAUGGGGAGGACGAACCAGAGAGCACAUUCAAUCUUGGUCUUACAGAAAAGCAGCGCAAGGAUAGGGAGGGGAUCGUGCUUCCCUACUUUGAUGCCCAGACCGAUAUUGGAGCUGGUGAGGGAGGACGGAUAUUGUAUGAGAUGGGCCGCGAGGAUGAUUUUGACGACGAAGAGGAUGAGAUUUAG